Messenger RNA from Pseudomyrmex gracilis, 2473 nucleotides. RefSeq lists its product as uncharacterized. NCBI's taxonomy places the organism in Eukaryota, Metazoa, Arthropoda, Insecta, Hymenoptera, Formicidae. The record is from RefSeq and is a predicted model, not a curated record. The transcript has 3 exons. The coding region runs from base 380 to 2428 and encodes 682 amino acids.
ACCCUGUGUUUCCUAGAAGAAAAGCAGUUACAGUGUCCACUAGUGUGAAUGAGACACUGAUAUGCUCUUUCUCACAUGGACAUUGUAUUACAUAAUGUUUCCUGGUACGUUGGCUGGAAAGUUCCCAGAAUUAAACGUCACUCUACUAGCAAUUGGGAAUUUGACUAUUUAGGUAUUGUGUGUUUUUGGUUUUAGAGUGUUUUUUCGAUAUUGUCAUUUUGAACCGUAAACUUAUUUGAGAUACUAUCAGUGGAAAAGAGAGAAAAACAUUUUAUAUAUUUAUAUAUCGUUUGUGACCAUUUUUUAAUACGCUUUUUACAAGUGAACUGGUGUUGAGUUGAAGUGACUCAUAUUUAUAUUUUACAAGAUUUUUUAAAUAAUGGCUGCGAGAGAAGAAACAGAUAGACUUUGGGAAAAAAUGAAGGAGCUUGCUGUUGAACAGCAACAAUGCUUUUAUGAAUUUCUUCCUGAUUGCACAAUGUAUGAAUCUAAGGAGCACAAGUACCUGAAACAGAAUAUUGGCUUUGCUAUAUAUGGACCACCAACAGACAAGAAAGAAACCAACACGAAUACAACAACAAGUAACAGUUGCCAUUGGAAAUCAGAAACACCAGAUGCAAAUGCAGAUGUAGAUGUAGCUGAUUUAAUUGAGUAUGAUAAAGAAGCUACAGAAGUUAUAAGUGAUAUAUAUAACAAAAUGUGUGAAUCUGAUCCUUCUAAGCCAAUUUACUAUGGCAUAAUUUAUAAUAUAAUAUUCCGUCCUAAGAAAGAAAGUCCUAUGAAAGAAAAGUCUAAGAAAAAAGAAGUAAAAGAGGAAGAGAUGAUCUCAAUAUCACCCAAUCCCAUUUUUACAUUCAGAAAAAGUAUUCCAAAAAAACCCAAUAAAAAAGGAACAACAUAUGAAGUUACAUCAUAUGAGACGUGGUAUAUUGACACCAGUGGUAGAGUGUACAAGAGUUGGACAGAUUACUUAGAAAAUAAUACUCUACCAAAGUGCACUAUGAUUUUUCCAAAAGAUGGUAUUUAUCAACCAGAUCCAAACUAUCCAAUUACGGAGGAUUAUUCAACAGUCUGGUUCGACAUUGCGGAUUCUCCUGCAUGCACAUUGAAAACCGCAAUUUGCAAUGGGAUUGAUACUGCUUCCAGUAUUGUUGGAUUAAGCUCUCUUGGCUUGUGCGUUGUGUCAGCAUUCACACCUCUUGGACCAAUUCUUGCUGCAACUAGUCUUGCUGCUACUGGUGCAUCGAGUAUCUGGACAAUUGGUCGAUGUUCUCAUCGAUUGGUGGAUCGCAAAACUCAUGAGGAAUCUAUUCAUAUCUCAGAUAAAGAAGCGUUUAGCCAGUGGCUUGGCAUAGUCGGUACAGGUUUUGGUUUGGGAGCGGCUGGAGGAACAGCAGCUAUUUCUGCAGCUGCUGCACGCAAUGUGACAAUAAACAAGUUUGCGAUCAAGAUGUUUAACGUUGUUCAGAGUGGCAGCAUAGUUGUCAACGGCAUCGGUGUCGUUUAUCAGGGAUACUGCGUAAUAGACAAGUAUAGAAAAGGAGAAAGCUGUAAAGCAGACACGUUAAAUUUUCUACUUCAUGUUAUGUUUUUCGCUGGGUCUGUAGUAAAAGUUCAAUUCGCGAACGAUAUCAUUGAGAGUACUCAAGGUAAAGUCAUUAGCGAUUAUAAGGACUCUCUUACUGAAAAACGUUUUCUUAAAAAGUUUAGAGCCGCCGCGCGAAAAGCUGCAGCAAAAAGCACAUCUAAAAUAUCUGAGAAUGUAGAAAUACUAAAGUAUAUAAAGAACCGUCAGCAGUUACAGACUGCUGAGUUCCAGGCUGUUUCUGGAAAUAACAAAACGAAUAGUAGUUUACGUAAAAUUGUGUGGUCGUUUGAUCAAGGUAAAUUGAAAGUCAAUGGUAUUGUCUUAUUAGAUCCUGUACAGUUUGUGAUUCGUCUUAUAAAAUCAGAUGAAUUAUAUUUUGAAGUGGAUAGGAGCAAUUCGUCCAACUCACAGUAUGAUGAUUUAGUUUUUAAAAAAUUGAUAAACUUAGUUUGUGAUUUGUUUGUUGAACAUUAUAAAAAAACAGGAAGUUGUUCCAGAAAUAUGCCUGAUUUUGAACCAUUGAUUAAAGAGAUGAGUUCUAUGAGAAUAGAUGAAGAGUAUUUCCAAAAAUUGUUUUCAAUCGCUGUAAAGUUAAUUCGACGUUCUAACAGUAAGGAAGAGUUUUUAUUCAACGCUCUCUUAUUUACAUGGCAAUAUUGUCAAGCAAAUUUAAAACAAUGGGGCAUAUACUCACUCUCACGCAAGGUAAGUGAUUCCGGAUCUAAGAUUUUACAAAAGAUUAUUGUUGUAGUUUUUCUAGCAAUUGAUGAGAUGCUUGAUAAUUUGUCCGAAGCCUUUGCGAUGUAUUUAAAAGCUGAACUAAAACAAGUUAAAUGGUAAAAACAAAAGUUUAAAGAUAAAAACAAAAAUUAAAACAUCUAGAAA